AUCCUCGCGGCGCGGCGGCGUGCCUUGCCUUGGGGUCGGGAACGGUCGAGAUUUCGGCGCUAUUGCACACGUCCAGCACUUUCCGCGGAGCCGCUGCCCCGGGCCGACUGCCCUCUGCUGGUGGUGGGGACGCGGUGCAAGGCGUCGCCACGGACCUGGAGAAAUGGCAAAUCUUUUGAAGACAUCAUCCUUAACUGUUAGGACAAAGUUGCUACAUCAAUCAGCACUUUACAAUACAUCUCAUGGCUUCCACGAAGAAGAAGUUAAAAGAAAACUACUGCAGUUCCCUGGUGGAUCUAUUGACCUUCAGAAGGAAGACAGUGGCAUUGGUAUUCUUACAUUGAAUAAUCCUAGUAAAAUGAAUGCUUUCUCAGGUGUAAUGAUGUUACAACUUCUGGAAAAAGUGAUUGAAUUGGAAAAUUGGAAAGAAGGGAAAGGAAUCAUUGUCCGAGGAGCAAAAAAUACAUUCUGCUCAGGAUCUGAUCUGAAUGCUGUGAAGGCACUAGGAACCCCAGAGGAUGGAAUGGCCUUGUGUAUGUUCAUGCAAAACACCUUAACAAGAUUUAUGAGACUUCCUUUAAUAAGUGUUGCUCUGAUUCAAGGUCGGGCAUUGGGUGGAGGAGCAGAAUUUACUACAGCGUGUGAUUUCAGAUUAAUGACUAAAGAAAGUGAGAUCAGAUUCGUCCAUAAAGAGAUGGGCAUAGUACCAAGCUGGGGCGGUGCUACUCGGCUAGUUGAAAUAAUCGGCAGUAGACAAGCUCUCAAAAUCUUAAGUGGAGCCCUCAAACUGGAGUCACAGAAAGCUUUGAACAUAGGAAUGGCUGACGAGAUCUUAAAGUCCUCUGAUGAAAAUGAAUCACUGGAAGAGGCACAAGAGUGGUUAAAGCAAUAUAUUAAAGGGCCACCAGAAGUUAUUAGAGCUAUGAAAACAUCUGUCUCUUCAGUCAAGCAGCUUUGUUUCGAAGAGGCACUGCAGACUGAAAGAGAUCUUGUAGGUUCAGUUUGGGGUGGACCUGCAAAUUUAGAGGCUAUUGCCAGAAGAGGAAAAUUUAAAUAAUUUUUAAAAGUAAACUCUAUUAA
This is a messenger RNA of Suncus etruscus (white-toothed pygmy shrew), 1080 nucleotides long. RefSeq names its product ethylmalonyl-CoA decarboxylase 1 (gene ECHDC1). Gene Ontology annotation, molecular function: enoyl-CoA hydratase activity. The record is from RefSeq and is a predicted model, not a curated record. The coding region runs from base 164 to 1057 and encodes 297 amino acids. Gene Ontology annotation, cellular component: cytosol. Gene Ontology annotation, biological process: fatty acid beta-oxidation. The transcript has 6 exons. NCBI's taxonomy places the organism in Eukaryota, Metazoa, Chordata, Mammalia, Eulipotyphla, Soricidae.